Paramuricea clavata is the source of this 2800-nucleotide messenger RNA. NCBI's taxonomy places the organism in Eukaryota, Metazoa, Cnidaria, Anthozoa, Malacalcyonacea, Plexauridae. The record is from the annotation of a GenBank genome assembly.
AUGACGGAAGAAAUAGACGUGCAACGUCUUCGAGAUGAUUUCCUCGAGUUUCUUGCGGAACUAAUGGAGCAAUUUGAGGAGCUGCAAUCGCUGCUGUUAACCGACAAUCUGGAAAUUGCCGAUCGCUUGUUGAACACUGCACAAAGAUGCUCUUCGGGGAUUUUGUUAUUUAUCAGCGUUUUUGAAUCCCGUAAUUGGGAUGUAUGUGUCGAUAUUCUUGCUUUGCUUCACUGAUUGCUGGAAAUUUAUGACAAUUUAGUUAUAAGGUACAGCGAGCGUUUGAGGUGGAUAGAGGAACGUGAACAAGAUAACAGCUUCCACUGCGGACAGGAGCGAACGGGUACGCCAGGUAGACCUCGUUUUGUUGUGUCAAAACCACAGAUUGAAGGUUUGCAAGAGCUAGGCUUUUCAUGGUCUAAAAUAGCAAGAAUGAUUGGAAUAUCUAGAAUCACAUUAUACAGACGCCGAUUAGCAUUGGGGAUUGGAAAUGAAGUAGAGUUUAAUCAAUUGGAAGAUCAUGAGGUUGACGAACUUGUUGCUUCAAUUAUUCAGUUGUCCCCUAAUUCUGGGGAGGUAAUGGUUCGAGGAGCACUUCGUGCUAGAGGGGUUAAGAUACAGAGAUGGAGAAUUCGAGAGUCACUUAUGAGGGUCGAUCCUGUACGAAGAAGGCGCAGGCAAAGGUUGCGGAUUGAAAGGAGAGUCUACAGAGUACCUGGACCUAACAGUUUAUGGUAAGUUAUUAAAUUAAUCUAUGAAAUUAUAACUGUUGUUGUCAGGCACGGAUUUUCUGGGAGGUUGCACCCCCCAGAAAUGCUUUGCACCCCCUUCAAAUUCAUUUGGCACUGCCCCAAAAAAGUUUUUGCACCCCCUCAAAUUAUACAUAUUUUGAUUUGAUAUUUUCCUAUUUGGUUAUUCUUAUUACUAAAUUUAUAAAAUUACAAAUAUUAUCGUCUCAGAUACCGCCAUGCAGGCCUAGAAAACAAGUUUUGUUAAACAUUUUCCUUGGCCUUUCUGGACGUUGCCACCAGGCCCCGGCCAAAGCAAGCAGCAGCAACCCCCAGAUAUUUAUCCACCUCCCCCCCUCCCGAACGAAAAUAUGAAAAUCCGUCUCUGGUUGUUGUACUGACCUAAUUAAAAAUGGUAGCAUGGAUUAUACAUUGGUAGAGUGGAUUAAAUUGUUACUGCUGAAAAUUUUCUGGAUAUAUUAAAGGAGUAAUCAGAUGUCAAAAUUUUCUAACUGUUAAACCAUUUUAGGGCCUGUUUAUAUGAUCCCACUUACAUAGACAUCUCACGUAUCGGAAUGAAAAUUUCUGUGACUGUGUGUUCAUAUGGAGUUUUUCAAUGGGCUAUUCCAUAUAAUAUAUGUACACCCCCCCCCCCAUGUUGAGCAUCCCUGGAAUUCUUCAGGAGUAAAGGGUUUUGAGUUUGAAAUUUUUCAGGGGUAAAGGGUUUUCAGAUUGGAAUUAUUCAGGAGUAAAAGGUUUUGAGCUUGGAAUUCUUCAGGAGUAUAAUGUAUCCUUGACAGGGGGGGUAUGGAUAUUAGAUGGAAUAGUCCAAUGUAGUUAUAUAAUUAGCACUUGCAAAACGUGUACAUUCCAGCCAUGCAACACAAAUAUUUAGCGAUAUUGGUGUUUUCCUUCAUUUAAUUGCAAGAAAAAGCAUACCCUGGUUCCAGAGGCUCUUAAAUAACAGCGAGACAAAGUAAAGGGGAAGCAAAAUAAAUACAAGGUGAAAGAGCCAAUGGUCAAAUCGAUUGUGAAUCUCACUUCCAUACUUGAUUUAAUAGGUUCAGAAUCUGAACAUCGCAUGUGAUUGGCUGUUUGUAAACCAUAUCAAACCAGUAUGAAAUCAUUGCUACAUUUACCAGGCUAUAAUUAGUUAAAUUUGGACCUUUUGAAUUUCUGGGAAACUUAUAAUUAUAACCCCCCUUUGAAUCUCAAGAAAACAUAAGCCCUCACAUGCUUUAUAAUCCACCCCUCAAUUUUUUGGGGUCCAAACUUUUGAGUUCACCCUUCCCCCAGACAUAUCAGUUGGCAUGUCCCGAGUAAAUGUAGUAGUUAAUUAAUAUAGUUUUCAUUUGCAAACUGAAUUUUCAUGGAUUUUUUAGUUAAAAUGUAUUACUAGGCAUCUUGAUGGGCAUCAUAAACUUGUUAGAUGGAGAAUAGUCAUACAUGGUGCCAUCGAUGGGUAUUCGCGUUGCAUUACAUACUUAAAAUGUGCUACAAAUAACGAAGCAGCAACUGUUUUGACAUUUUUUCAAUAUGCUGUGCAAAGAUUUUCAGUACCCAUUCGAAUACGUUGUGAUCAUGGCACUGAAAAUAUCCAUGUGGCGAGGUGGAUGCUGGACAGAUAUGGAACAGCUUCCAAUCCUGUUCUAACCGGCCUUUCGGUACAUAAUCAGCGAAUUGAGAGGCUUUGGCGUGAUGUUGGGGAUGCUUUCGUCCGUUACUACAAAAGCCUUUUUUACUUUAUGGAAGAGAAUCACAUUUUAGAUCCAUUAAACGAAAUUCAUUUGUAUGCUUUGCAUUACAUAUAUCUACCCAGAAUUAGUCGUUCUAUAGAGGAAUUUACCCUAGCCUGGAAUAACCAUCCAGUAAGAACAGAAAAUUGCAGAUCCCCUAUUCAAAUAUGGGUCGAUGGGUUUUACCAGCAUGCCUCUUCAUGUCAGCGAGCUGUUCAAACGGCUUUAAAUCAAAAUGAUAUUGACUUUGAACAAUAUGGAAUCGAUGACGACGGUCCGCUACCCGAGCUUCAAACAAACAAUCAUAUGUGGCCAUUCCACGCUCGACAGUACAACUAG